ACGGCGCGGGUGUCACGUGAUGCGGGCGGGGCUGGAGGCGGGGCAGGAAGUGAGGACACGCCCAUCAGCUGUUGCUGUGACACAGAGACCCGGGAAGGGAGAGUGAGACACGGAGCGGCGGCUGCAGGACAGCUGUCCCCUGGGAAGGAGCUCCCUCACUAUGUGUAUGACCGGAGACUGCUGCGUGGCCUGUGGACUCCUUGACGCCUGGCCCCUAUAGCGAAGGAUGAACGGAGUAAGGAAGAAGAGGACUCGCAGUGGUGGGGGUGACAUUGAUGAUGACCUCUGCUGCUGCGAAUACAUAAACCGGAAGGGGGAGACGAGUCACCUGGCAGCCUGCCUGUGUGACUGUGAGGACGUGGACGAGGCCUGUGACAGAUGGAUCACCUGUAAAACGCUGCAGCCAGAGGUCUUGGCGAGGGUCAUCGAGACGGCUUCAGACCGCUGCCGCAUGCCGUGGUUUCGGGGUGCCAGGAAGCUGGACAUCACCAUUUUACCUCCGCUGAUCCUGCUGCCCGCCUCUCUCCACGUCGCUGCCUUCCACGUGCUCCUGACCGUGGUUACGCUCAGCUCCCUGCCGCUGCUGGUGAUCUGGUAUUACAGGCUGACGCACAGGCGCAAGGGAAAGACCCUCCUCUUCCUCAGCCUCGCCCUCUUCUCCCUGGGGUACAUGUACCAUAACUUUGUACGGGAGGUCUUUCUGAAAGGUCACAUAGGAUGGGGGCAUUUGACCACUGUCACGUGUGGUCUUCUGCUGACUCUUCUGUGUUUGGUGAAGGCCAAGAAGGAUCCCGGCUACCUCAACAAAAGCACAGAUAACCCCAGGGUGAUGUUGAGGGGGACAUAUAAUGCUUGGACGAAUCAGGACAAGGAGUCUCCUGGGGUCCAGGGGGAGAAGGGUCACCUGCUCGCCGAGAAAAACUGGUGCACCGCGUGCCAUCUGGUGAGACCUCCACGGAGCGGCCACUGCAGGAUCUGCGGGAGCUGCGUCCAGCGGCUGGACCAUCACUGUGUGUGGAUUAACAAUUGCAUCGGAUCUCAGAACCACAAGUUCUUCAUCCUGCUGCUGCUGGUUUUCCUAUUCACAUCCAUAUACGGGAUAAUACUGACACUUAGAGCAAUCUGCCGGGGCCAAAAUCUCCUCAGUGCCUUAUUCUACUGCCAAGGAGUCUACGCCAACUACAGCACAUCGUUUGCCUUCACCUGCGUGUGGUACUGCGCCAUCGUCACGGCCGGGAUGGGCUAUAUCCUGCUCCUACAGCUGCUGAACAUCAGCUACAACGUCACAGAGCGCGAGGCUCGCAUCGCUCUGCGGGAGAAGACCGGCCGACGGAGCCUCGGUGGCCUGGCUGUGGACACAGGGACCUUUAACAGGGGGCUGCUCCAGAACUGGCUUCACUUCCUGUCCCUGGACAGUCCGAGUGCGGAACACAACCUCUCGGACCUGGUGUGAAGGCCCCUCCUGACCUCCUCGGUGCCUUAUCUCUCGGCUAGGUGCACCUUACCUCCUGGGAGCGCUACACAUUCAUACUUCUAUAAAUUGUGUUUUUAUUUGCAGACAUCACAGAAACAUUUCACUGGAGCAAUGAAUAGAAGUGUUCCACCUUCCAGUCAUUUCUGCAUCUUGGGCAUUCCCUUAAAUUGCAUCCAGUGCCCACAUUCUAUUACCCCAUCCCCCCUCGUCAUUAGUAAUUCAGUAACCUCCCUUCCACCCCAGUACAGCAGCCUGUAAUGAAUGUGUAUGAUGCAGAGUGUAGGUAAGAGAUGAUGAUUAGGAUAACACUGCCAUAUCUACUGUAAUUGUAUCAUUCUAAUAUAAUAAAAGGGAUUUAUAAUAAAA
Messenger RNA from Pseudophryne corroboree (corroboree frog), 1840 nucleotides. It is a transcript of the gene ZDHHC23, whose product is annotated as zinc finger DHHC-type palmitoyltransferase 23. The transcript has 5 exons. Gene Ontology annotation, biological process: peptidyl-L-cysteine S-palmitoylation; protein targeting to membrane. NCBI's taxonomy places the organism in Eukaryota, Metazoa, Chordata, Amphibia, Anura, Myobatrachidae. Bases 227 to 1453 code for a protein of 408 amino acids. Gene Ontology annotation, cellular component: Golgi apparatus; endoplasmic reticulum. The record is from RefSeq and is a predicted model, not a curated record. Gene Ontology annotation, molecular function: protein-cysteine S-palmitoyltransferase activity.